AUGUCUCCUGGACACCUGAGCUGGCCCCUGACUCGCAGUGCUCACGGGGUUUCUGCUGACCUGUGCCGCCAGGUCUCCCAAUACCCUGAGCCUGCCCUUGACUUGCGGUGGAAAAGGGGCCGGGAAAAGAACAAAGUGGCGGCAGCCCCGUGCCAAAACAAGAAGAAGGAGCGGAAGGAGCUUCUGCAGCGGGAACCUGAGUGGCUGGAGCACAUGAAUGCGGAGCUGAAAACCCGGAUGGAGGAGCUGAAGCAGGAGUGGCAGCAGCAGCAGCUCAUCCUGAUGCUCAGCCGGCAUCGCCCCACCUGCAUCGUUAGGACCGACAGCGUUAAGACCCCUGACUUAGAAGGCAACCCACUGCUGGAGCAGCUGGAGAAGAAGUGGCCAUGGGCUGCGAGGAGGAGGAGGAGGAGGAGAUGAUGA
Messenger RNA from Myotis daubentonii (Daubenton's bat), 423 nucleotides. Its product is annotated as jun dimerization protein 2-like. The record is from RefSeq and is a predicted model, not a curated record. Bases 1 to 420 code for a protein of 139 amino acids. The transcript is spliced from 2 exons. Lineage: Eukaryota; Metazoa; Chordata; Mammalia; Chiroptera; Vespertilionidae.